Messenger RNA from Fusarium keratoplasticum, 975 nucleotides. Its product is annotated as Polysaccharide lyase family 1. Gene Ontology annotation, molecular function: pectate lyase activity. The record is from RefSeq and is a predicted model, not a curated record. The transcript has 3 exons. Bases 1 to 975 code for a protein of 324 amino acids. NCBI's taxonomy places the organism in Eukaryota, Fungi, Ascomycota, Sordariomycetes, Hypocreales, Nectriaceae.
AUGAAGCUGUCUUCUGUUUUCGCUACCCUUUUGGCGACCGUCGCCGUCGCCUCUCCCAUUGAGUCGCGUGACGAGCUGAUCAAGCGCCAGUCCAAGGAGGCCUGCAGCGUUGGUUACUGCACUCAGAACGGUGGUACUACUGGUGGUGCCGCUGGUGAGACCAUCACUGUCAACUCUGUUGCCGCUCUUAUUGAGGCUGCCAAGCGUGAUGGCCCCCUCACCAUCAUUGUCUCUGGCAAGCUGUCGGGCUCUGACCGCGUCCGCCCUACGUCUGACAAGACCAUCAUCGGUGCUGCUGGAAGCUCCCUCACCGGUGUCGGCAUCUACGUCCGUCGCCAGAAGAACGUCAUCCUGCGCAACCUGAAGAUUGGCCAGGUUGAUGCCAGCAACGGUGAUGCUAUUGGUAUCGAUGAGUCUACCAACGUCUGGGUCGACCACUGCGACCUCUCUGGCGACCUCAGCGGCGGAAAGGAUGACCUCGAUGGUCUUCUUGACAUCUCCCACGGUGCUGACUGGGUGACUGUCUCCAACACCUACUUCCACGACCACUGGAAGGGCUCUCUGAUUGGUCACUCCGACAGCAACGCCUCGCAGGACCGAGGCAAGCUCCACAUCACCUAUGCCAACAACUACUGGAAGAACGUCAACAGCCGUCAGCCCCUCAUCCGCUUCGCCACUGUCCACAUUGUCAACAACUACUGGGACGGCAUCAUUCUCUCCGGUGUCAACACCCGCAUGGGCGCUCAGGUCCUCGUCCAGAGCUCCGCCUUUGCCAACUCUGCCGAGCGCGCCAUCUUCUUCGCCGACUCCAAGGAGACUGGUUACGCCGUUGUUGAGGAUGUCAACCUUGGCGGCUCUGUCAACUCUGCCCCCAAGGGUACCCUGACCUCUGCUUCGCUGCCCUACAAGGUCAGCGCUCUCGGCUCCGCCAAGGUUGCUUCCACUAUCCCUGGCACCGCUGGCCAGAAGCUGUAA